AUGAGCUCCAUUCUGGACGUCCGGAACCUCUACCAGAACCUGCUCAACCUCUCGCUGAGCGAAGAGCCAGACGCACCCGCCUCCGCCUUCUCCUGCGGCCACUCAGCCCGCUCCUCCACCUCCUCUGACCCGGCACUGCCCGGCGGCGGGGAUUCGGCGCUGUGGCCCAUGCGCGGCCCCUGGAGCCCCCAGGGCGAGCAGCUGCGGCCCCCGUUGCGCCCGGAUCGCUCGGUCAGCCUGAUCGAGGGCAGGGCACUGUCGCUGCCGCCGCUGCCACCCCCGCCAGGCUUCCCCCCGCUCAAGCAGCCCGCCGGCGCCCCGCCCACCCCGUCGUCCCGCUACAAGACGGAGCUGUGCCGCACCUUCAGCGAGAGUGGCCGCUGCAAGUACGGCGCCAAGUGCCAGUUCGCCCACGGCGCGGCCGAGCUGCGCUCCGUCAGCCGCCACCCCAAGUACAAGACAGAGCUCUGCCACAAGUUCUACCUGCACGGCGAGUGUCCCUACGGCGCCCGCUGCCACUUCAUCCACCUGCCCGAGGAGGCGCAGCUCUUCAGCAGCGGCGGGGCCGGCCCACAGCUCCUGCGCCAAAGUGUCAGCUUCUCCGGGGUGCCCAGUGCCCGCCGCGCCUCCCCGCUGCCCGGCCUGCCCGACCCGGCCUCCUUCGCCCGGGCGCCCUCGGCCUCGCCCCCGCCCGCCUGCACCGAGCUCCUGUCGCCCGCCUUCGAGCACCUGGCCGGGGACCCGCUCGGCCUGCUCUCGCCCUUCGGGGACUCGCUGGCCGGGACCCUCCUCGGGGGCGGGGGCGGCGGGGGCGGCUGCUGCUCCUGCCGCUGCGGGAAGUCGGCCGGCCUGGGCAGCUCGCUGCAGGGCACCCGGGACUACUUCUCGGCGGCCCCCGGGACACCCCCCUCGGCCCUGCCCAGGACCCCCUCCUCCAACUCGCUCUCGGACCCCGACUGCUACAGCAGCUCCAGCAGCCUCAGCGGCUCCGACUCGCCCGUCUUCGAUCAGCACCCCGUCGGCGGGCCGGCGGGGACCCCUCACCGCCUGCCCAUCUUCAACCGGCUUUCGGUCUCGGACUGA
This is a messenger RNA of Protobothrops mucrosquamatus (brown spotted pit viper), 1083 nucleotides long. It is a transcript of the gene ZFP36, whose product is annotated as ZFP36 ring finger protein. The transcript is spliced from 2 exons. Lineage: Eukaryota; Metazoa; Chordata; Lepidosauria; Squamata; Viperidae. The record is from RefSeq and is a predicted model, not a curated record. Gene Ontology annotation, molecular function: metal ion binding; mRNA binding. Bases 1 to 1083 code for a protein of 360 amino acids.